AUGCAGGGCGGUGGGUACCGAGGCAGUGACCCGAAGCAGGGGUCGGGCGGGCAGGGCCAGGGGUACGGCGGCGGGCCGUCCGGGUACGGCGGGAUGCCGGUGUACCAGCAGCCGCCCGUGGACCAGGCGCAGGCGGCCGCGCAGCACCAGCUGCAGCAGUUCUGGCGCCGACAGACGCAGGAGAUCGAGGCGAUGGGCAACGACCCCAACGAGUUCAAGAACCACCAGCUCCCGCUCGCGCGCAUCAAGAAGAUCAUGAAGUCGGACGAGGACGUGCGGAUGAUCUCCGCAGAGGCGCCCGUGCUCUUCGCGCGCGCGUGCGAGAUGUUCAUCCUCGAGCUCACGUUCCGGUCGUGGGGCACGUCGGAGGAGUCCAAGCGCCGCACGCUGCAGCGCAGCGACAUCGCCGCGGCCAUCCUCCAGACGGACAUUUUCGACUUUUUGCAAGACAUUGUGCGGCAGGACGAACGGCAGGACCUCGCGCAGCGCCAGGUCGAAUACAACCCCGCAGCGUCGGGGAUGGGGGUCGGGAUGCCUGGCGGGAUGUAUCCGAUGGGGGCGCCGCAGAUGGGCGCGGGGCCGGGCAGGAUGGUGCCGGGGCAGGUGCCUCCCGCGGGGGACGUGCGGGGGCAGCCGGGGCCCGGGAUGCCGCCGGCGACGAUGCCGGCGCCCGGGAUGGCGCACAUGCAGCAGCCGUACGGCGUGGCGCCGGGCAUGAGCGCCCCGAUGCAGGCACCCGCACCGCAGCAGGCGCCGGACGCCGCGUUGCGACAGCCGCCGCCCGGGGGACAUCAGCCACCGCCGCAGCAAUGA
Molecule: messenger RNA, 813 nt
Organism: Pedinophyceae sp. YPF-701
Lineage: Eukaryota; Viridiplantae; Chlorophyta; Pedinophyceae
Source: the annotation of a GenBank genome assembly